This is a messenger RNA of Helicoverpa armigera (cotton bollworm), 4020 nucleotides long. It is a transcript of the gene dlp, whose product is annotated as glypican-4. Bases 206 to 2584 code for a protein of 792 amino acids. Gene Ontology annotation, biological process: regulation of signal transduction; cell migration; regulation of protein localization to membrane. Gene Ontology annotation, cellular component: cell surface; synapse; extracellular region. The record is from RefSeq and is a predicted model, not a curated record. The transcript has 11 exons. Lineage: Eukaryota; Metazoa; Arthropoda; Insecta; Lepidoptera; Noctuidae.
GUUCGCCGCUUUCGGCUCACUUCAGUCGGCCAGUGCAGUCGAGCUGCGACCAUCAUGGUACGCAGUUGAAUCGUCGCGUGUCGUGCGUAUGGCGUGUAUAGUACCGCAAUUUAAGUUUAAAUUAAAAAUCAUUUACUCGUACUUUUAUUUAUGAACCGUUUAUAAAAGUGUAUCUCGUUUCACACACAAAUCAAUCGUCGCGACCAUGGCUGUGAGAGAGUGUUGUUGUGAUAAACUGUCGCCUAACAAAAAAUCGAUUUUCGGAUUGAGAAUGCGGAGUCAAAUUCUGUAUUUACUGUUGGCUUCUUGUUUCUUAGCCAUGGCAUCUGCCGCUGACUCUGAAGGAACUUGUGCAAAUGUGAAAACAAUCUUCGAAAAGAAUGGAAUGUUGAUGGCGGUAGACUUACAAGCACAACCAAACUCAGACGCAGAUGGGCUAUGCACAAACAGAGGGUGUUGCGGCGCGGGCGCACGGUCGCGGCUCACGCAGGCGGCGCGCACGCAGCUCGAGUCGGCUCUCUGGAGCGAGCUCAGCAAGCUCUCUGAUACGCUCACGAACAGAGCUAUCAAGUUUGACGAGUUCUUCAAGAGGCUACUGAAGCAGUCUCGGGAGGAAUUCCACAUGAUGUUCAAGAGAACGUACGGCAUGAUAUACGAACAACACUCCUAUGUCUUCGAACAACUGUUUGAACAACUAGAGAGGUACUACACGCGAGGCGACACCAACUUCGAUGAAAUGAUGGAUGGCUUCUUCAGCAUACUCUACAACAAGAUGUUCACCGUACUCAACUCGCAGUAUGAGUUUGAUGAGAAGUACCUAAAAUGUGUGAACGAGCACAUGCGCGACAUUCAACCAUUUGAAGACGUGCCGAACAAACUAUCAGUGCAACUUCGCAGAGCCGUGGUAGCCACCAGAACCUUCCACAAGGCCCUGCGAGCUGGUGCUGAUGUCGUCAGAAACAUGAUGCAGGUGGAGAUAACAAAUGAAUGCGUGACAGCGUGGGCUCGGCUGCGGUACUGCGGUAGCUGCGCUGGACACCAGCCGCCGGCGUGCACGCGGUACUGUCACAACGUCAUCCGCGGUUGUCUGCCCGCGCACGCAGACCUUGGUGACCAGUGGGAUGCCUAUGUCGACGCCGUAGACAAAGUGGCCGACCGUCUGCUCGGUCCAUUCAACAUAGCUAUGGUAGUUGAACCUAUAGACAUCAAGAUAUCCGAAGCCAUCAUGAGCUUCCAAGAGCACAACCGGGAGAUCUCGCAGAAGAUAUUUACGGGGUGCGGAAAGCCCGUACUGGGAGGAGGUGGUGGGGCUGGACCAUUCUUUGCCCCCGGGGGCAAGACCCGCCGCUCCGUUCGCGCCAUCCCAGACUUCGACUGGCCCCAAAAAGUCGAUGAUGUAGACGACUUCGAGAUCGAAGCUUCGUUCGAAAGCUUAUUAAACGAAGAUCCUUCUAUAGCAAGUUUACGGACCCCUGAAGGUAUCCGUAAGGCUACAGAAGAUAUGGCUGAGCAGGCUAAAUUGAGGGAGAGGUUCUUGCAGUACAUGAAAGGAAAUAUAGACCUGCAAGAGUAUGAGGAGCAUGAGAGGAAGCGCCGUGACGCGGAGCCUGAGCCCGCGGCUGCCGGCGCUAUGGACAUCGACUUCAAGUCGUAUGACUUCGACGAGAAGAAAGGACCUAAGAAGAAGAAGCCUUCAAUGAAAAGCGAAGAGAGUCGCGGAUCCGACUGGGGCGGUCCUGCCCUAGAGAAGCUGGUGCGCGAGACACGUGUGCGCAUGCGCAACACGCGGCGCUACUGGAACCACCUCCCCGCGCUGCUCUGCACCACCACGUCUAUCACCAGUGCGCCCUGCUUCAAUGGAUCUGAUGUUGCUAGCUACACACUAAACGCCGCCAGCGAAGGUACAGCAGGACUAGCCAGUAACCCCGAAGUGCGCGGAACCGCCAGUCCUCUAGCGACGGCCAGCGUAGCCACACAAGCCGACUCGCUCCGAACACUGACCGCUAGGCUAAAGGAUGCUUAUAAUGGGGUUGAGGUGCAGUGGCUUGAUACUGAUCAGAAAGACCUACAAGUAGCGAGUUCAUACGGUCGCGAAGUGCUGGAGGACGUGGAGUCAGGGUCCGGCUCCGGAGACUGGGGCACCAGCGACGGACUGCCCACUGAUGACGAGGAUCUUAACGGUUAUGAUACAGCAGGCUCAGGCGACAGCGCACCUGAAGACGAAGACCAAACAGAACGCGAGCCCGAAGUACCACCACGACCAGUCGUCACCGAGCCGCCCUUCGUGCCCAGCAUCGUCGACACUCCCGGCACUAACAACGUCAAUGUUCGCACUCGCAUCCUCACCGAACCCGACACUGCCGGCCUGCCUAACACCGACACCGGUACUGUCGUGAUCGCCGACAAUGCCGACAACGCCGACGCAACCGAGCCCGAGACGCCGAGGUCGCAAGACAUCCCGCCCGUCAGGGAACAACCCGUCGCCGGGGCAGCGGAUAGCCCGUCACUUCAAAAGGCACUGUUCACGUACGCCUUACCCGUCGUCUGCGCUUGGUUCGGCACCAUCGUCACCGAUCUAUUCUAAAUUCAAACUUCUCAGAUUUUUAUUGAGGUUUUAGUCGGUUUUCGUGAGGUUUCCUACGGACGUUGUUAUCAUGUAUAGAAAUCGUUUGGUUUGUAUAUAGCCUAGUCAGUGAGCGACGGCCGUGAACAUGUGUAGGCACUACUGUGAUAUAAUGUGGACAGGUUAUACUUGAGAUGGAAUAGCACGCAGGGAACGAACAAUGACUUUUAACAAAUUUAUACACAGUGCAUUGUGUAGUGAAUUAAUUUAUUAUUCUAUAUUUUUUUCAAAUUAAAAUAUUCAGUUUCACCCUUAUUCGAAGUGAACGACAAUAAAUGGGGAGUAUUUUUUUAUUCUGGCAAUCAAAUAUGGCAUUAUAUUUUUUAAUUUAGCAAAAAUGGAAAUCAGCCAAAUUAUGUAUUUAUUAAAUGAUCUUUUUUCGUGUAAAUAUUGUGUAAAUUAUAACGAGGUAGAUAGUGAAUGUAUGUUUUAUUAUACGAGUAAGAAUGUUUGUACUAUGCCGUAUAGUCUGUGGAUUGGCGCCAAAACGUAACUCUAUACGUAAUGCAAACAAAUUAAUAAUAGCUCGGUAAAUUACAAUAUAAAUGUAUAACUACUUAACAAAGUACUAAAUAAAAUAACUUAAGAUUCAUAUCAUUAAACAGAUAUAAUUUUGUCACGAAACCACAGACUAACGCGAACUUAAAGAAACAUGUCUAAAAUGUACAUAAACUUAGUCAUAAUUAUUCUAAAGUAAGUUUAUAGACUGAUUUGCUUUCAAUUUAUAUUUUUACAUGCAAAUUAUAAUAUUAUUAUUUCAUUCGGACUAAGAUAACUACUAAUCAUUUAACCGACUGAUAUAAUGAUAAUUUGAAUAUUUCAUUUUUAUAUUAUAAUUAUAAUUAUUAUAUAAUAAUAUUUUUGUUAAAAUAUUUAUCUUCAAUUUUGGCUUCAGCUUUACUUUGCUAAGUAUAGAAUUUAAUUUGCAAUUUAUGUCGCAGGCAAUGCUAAAAAUUAGGCAAAUUGUUAAACGGCCAAUAGAUUGCAAAUUGAAAUAUUUUUUACGCGUUAGAUAAGUCACCAGUGUAUAAUAAUCUAAGUGUUAUUUCUUUUUAUACGUAAUGUGGCGUCGUAUAUGUAGAUAUGUCAUAUAAGUCGCAGCUGAUAAAAGAAAUACAAUUUUUGUAGUUAAAAACCAACGAAUUGGUGAUUCGUUUCGAGUUGUUCGUAAACUAAAAAUGUUAUAACUGUCGACAUUGACAAGAAUCUAAGUCAUGUGUAUACUGAAUCUGUUUGGUACAUGUUAGUAAAUAAAUAAGACGGCUGCGACAAAUAAACGCACAAUUAUUUUUAAUAUUUGAACAAGCAGAGGAAGGUCUUGUGUAAUAAAUAGAGAGUGUACAAUUUUUACACGUUUUUCAACUAAUUUGAAAUAAUAAAUCAUAUUUUUAAAAUUA